Melampsora larici-populina 98AG31 is the source of this 399-nucleotide messenger RNA. RefSeq lists its product as uncharacterized. The coding region runs from base 1 to 399 and encodes 132 amino acids. The transcript is spliced from 2 exons. Lineage: Eukaryota; Fungi; Basidiomycota; Pucciniomycetes; Pucciniales; Melampsoraceae. The record is from RefSeq and is a predicted model, not a curated record.
AUGAUUACGACGAGUGUUCCUCCAGAAGGUCCCAGCAAAUCAAACACCAAAGCUACACCAGUAAUCAAAAUCAACCCUUCACCUGAGGCCGAUACAACUCGUGACAACAAUCGAUUCUUGAACUCUGAACCAAAUAUGUCUCUGUCGCCACCAUCUUCAAAUCAUAGGAAAGGACAGAGAAGAACUUAUAUCAAUGAUUCAGAAGAUUUCAAUAAGACAGAUCAAUCCAAGAGGCGUGAAGUACCAAAUCCGGAUGUCAUGCAAGAAGAUAUUGGGCAGCCUGAUGUAGAAAACAUAAACCCAGGUGAGCUCCUAUCAAAUCUGAGUCUCUUCGAGUCAGACUUAAACCAUGAACUGACAACUUAUUUAAUUAAUGAUGCAAGAAACAGUUCAUGGUGA